ACGAGUAGACGCUCAGUCUAGGUCUGUAGUUCCUAGCGUCGGGGAACCACGGAGCAGAAGAUAAGACGCGACGGUUUGUUUUGUUUUGACGUACGUCUUGUGGGGAUUUUUCCCCCCGUUACCUGAAAAAAAUUCCCCUAAAACUUCGCAGUGCUUCAUUCUAUCUUCGGUUACGUGCCGGUAAUGUUUCGGGGAUAGAGGGAGUAGUGGAUGAAUAUUGUGUAAAAUAGUGUGAGAUUGUUGUGAUUUUGCAAAACUUGGUAAUUUGUUAGGGUUUGUGAUUUGUAAAUUGAAAUUGCUCGGUGAUGAAAAACUUGUGAUAGUUCAGUGGAGAUUCGAGGAUCAUUUAGGUUUUUUGUGUUAUUAGAACUACAUAUUUGGUUUGUUUUUGCUUACAAUUGUUGAUGACUGAUAAAUGUGAAGUUAAAGUUCCUGAAUUUGGGUUGAAUUUGCGGUUGAAACUUGUAAAUUAGUACCUGUGAUAUAUAGUUCAGUAUUGAAUACUAGUGAAUUGUCAUUUGACUUACAGAAUAAAUUUGAUUGAAUAUCUGAAAUUGAUAUUAAUCGCGUCAUUGAUUGAUUGAUUUUCGUAUUUUAUACAGAAUUUUAUCAGAUAAGAAUAUCAAACUUUACGAAAGUCCUGCACUGAAACACCUCUAGCUUGUGAUCCAGAUAUCAAAACUUUAGAAGAACUGAAAUUUGAAGCGAAAUAUUUCAAUGUGCCAUAAUUCGAAAUAUCUUACUCCAAGAACUGUUGUUUGAUUGUAGAUGAAGAAAUACUGAUCUCAAAAUUCAAUAGGAAAGUUAUUUAAACUUUUUUAGAACAAUUGGGUGAUUCAUUAAAACCUACAAUAAUUUGUUACCAAAGUACUCUCUCAUUUGAUAAGUCGAGUUGAAUGUAGUUUUUCAAUUAUUUCAAUAAGCUUAUGAUAUUGUGUUAUCUCAAGUAUACCAUCUCCAAGAAUUUCGUUAAAUAGAUAUCAGUGCUGAAGCUCCAGCCAGGAAAAUUUCAUUCAAAAUUGACAAUGAAGUCCAUAAUGUGUCAUACAUUUUUCAUUCUCGCCUCAAUCUGGAACGGAUUUGAAUAUCAGUGCAUGUGAUUUGUGAUUGGAGAAGAUUCUCUUGAAUCAGAUUAUCGACUAAACUAGUUGUAGUCUUGUGUUUGGGUAUCUAAGACGUGUGUGAAUAAUGCAAAAGUGUUGACUAAUUAAUGUAGUUUCAAAAACGGAUCACCUAUGACAAUAUCACAACUAUGGACGUAUGGCGGCAUGUACUCUUUGAGCGAGUGUUACUUCGCGGGCAAAGGUGCUGCAGUGGUUCUGCCCCCUAACCAGCGAGCACCGCCUCCCUCACCCCUGCCCCACCCGCUGCCGCCACGACUGCCCCCGGGGGCGGGAGGUGCUGGGUCGGGGCUGGGGGUGCAGGGGGACCCCCAGGUGGAGGCGGCUACCGCCCCCCGGCUCAGCCCCCCCGGGGGCAGUGACAUCCAACAGCAUCUACAGUCCAUGUUCUACCUGCUCAGGCCUGAGGAAACACUCAAAAUGGCUGUGAAACUAGAGAGUGUUCACCCUGAGCGGACGCGAUACCUGGUGGUGGUGUCCUGCUUGGGCAAGCAGCAGCGGGGAGAGAGGGGGGCGGAGGAGAGCUGCUUGCUGGGCAUCGACUGCAACCAGGAGACGACCGUCGGAUUGGUGCUCAAAGUCCUCGCCGACACCAACAUCAAACUGGACGGUGAUGGUGGCUUCAAAGUGAACAUCUGCAACCGUCAGCACAUCUUCAAGCCUGUUUCAGUUCAAGCAAUGUGGUCGGCACUGCAGACGCUGUACAAAGUGAGUUGCAAGGCGCGUGAGGAGAACUACUUUGAGGGCGGCCUGACGCACGAGUGGGUGGCCUACUAUGAGCGCCGCAUCAAGUCAGAGCAGUCCUGUCUGAACGAGUGGCACGCCAUGGACAACUUGGAGUCCAAGCGACCUCCGUCGCCUGAUUCGCUGCGCAACAAAUCGACGCAACGCGAGUCGACAGAGGAGAACAUCCGCAGCAAGCUGAAAGAGAUAAUGAUGACGGUGGACCUGGACGAGGUGACGUCGAAGCAGGUGCGCACGCAGCUGGAGGCGGCGCUGGCCAUGGACCUGGGCGAGUACAAACCAUUCAUCGACCAGGAGAUGCUGGUCAUCCUCGGCCAGAUGGACGCCGCCACCGAGAUAUUCCCUCACGUCUACCUCGGCAGCGAGUGGAACGCCAGCAACCUCGACGAGCUCAACAAGAAUGGAGUUUGUCAUAUACUGAAUGUUACCAGAGAAAUCGACAAUUUUUUUCCGGGAAUGUUUGACUAUUUGAAUAUAAGGGUGUAUGAUGAUGAGAAAACUGACUUACUUUUGCAUUUAGAAAACACCUUCAAAUACAUCACAAAAGCACAAAAAGAAGGUUCGAAAGUAUUAGUGCACUGUAAGAUGGGCGUGAGUAGAUCAGCGUCAGUGGUGAUAGCCUAUGCCAUGAAGGCGUACAACUGGGACUUGAAAAAGGCGAUCGAAUAUGUUCAGAAGAAACGCAACUGCAUCAAGCCCAACAAGAGUUUCAUCACACAAUUGGAAACAUAUCAGGGUAUACUAGACGCUAAGAAGAACAAGGAGAAGCUGCAGCGUGAGACGACGGCAGACAGCCGACGCAGUGUGAGUGAGGGAGAGAGCGAAUCGGACAGCAGCGGACAGACGUCGUCGGGAGUCGGACGCUGCCGACGCCUCAUGGCAUCCGACGCCGGCUCCGACCUGAUGGGUCGGAUGGCUGGCCGACGACCUAAGAGCUGGUCGCCCGAUCAUGCCACCGCUAACGCACUCUUUCCUAGGCAUACGCCGCAUGGUGCAACAACCCUAUCGCUGGAGCGGUUGACCAACGAUGACGUAGACCGUCAUCAGCCGAAAGGUCAGCGCAUCAGCUGUUCGGCGUCAGCAGUCAGCUGUUCCACAUCAGCUGUCGUCAAGUCGCCUCCCAACCAAGUUCCUUCCCUCUCACUCCCUCCUCCUGCUCCUCCUCCUACCAGCAUCACCACCUUAGCUGCUCCUCCUCCACCCCCUCCACCCACACUUGUUGUUGCCAGCAAAGUGGCAGCGAACGGAGGUGACAUCAGCAGCAGUAGCAGUAGUCUAAAUAGUAGCAGUAGCAGCAUAGCGCAUGCGCAGAACACAGCGUUGACACGUGCCACCGAGGCGCACAACUACAACAUCAAGGUGCAGAUGCUGAGCGACAAUGGGCCGCUCUACAGCGUGUCGCAGAACAAGAUACUGCAGCUGUCUUCCAACCAAAGUCAAGAAUCUGUGAUGGCCGCUUCGGUGAAGCACCGCGUGAACGCUCUGGAAAGCGCGGCGACGGCUGGCGAUAUGACGUCAUCAACUUGCUCCUCAUCAGUGACGUCACUGCUGCCUUGCACGACUCCCAACCUGGGUCGCAAGGAGCGGAAGGCGGCGCCGGGACUCGUCCUCAACCUCACCUCGCAGUUCGAGGAGGCUCCUCCCCCCACCACUCUAGUCAAGAAAGAAGAGCCCUGGGAUCCGGGAGAGGGGGGCACCGAGGACAGUAGUCGACCAGCCGUGGUCGAAGUAAAGACAGUUAGGAAGUUGAGAGGUGGAGUCGAUUGUGAUCCCUUUUCAAAUCGUUUAGAUCGUGUGUUUGACCGUGAGGAACGGAAGCAGCAACGGAAUGUUCCCAGUGUUGUGACGGAGGAGGACGUAGUAACUGUUCCGGUUACUGACUGUGAGGUGUCACGGCAGAGUAGCUGGAGUUCCUACGAUAGUGCCGUCGUUCUCAGGGACUGCAUCUCGAGGCAGAGCUCGUGGGGUUCGGCUGACACUCGUACCUGUACUCUUCCCUCCCGCAACAGCUCGUGGGGCUCCUAUGAUCUCAGACCCGACUCGACGACGGGCACUGUCAAACGCACCAAGCAGAAGCUGGAAGAGGGAAGUGAUACUGUCAAACGAGUUUGUCCCGACACGACAGACGACCGACUCACCGCUCGUGUUCCUUCCAACGAAACGCUCGACGCUAAGAGCAACAACAAGGAAAACAAUAGUGGCAACAUCACCAGGAGUGUAUCAGUCGACGAGUCCAAACUUAGUGGUAGUACCAACACAAACACAAACACUGAAGACGGUUCGUCGUCACCUCAUUUAGUAGAAAACCAAAAGUGCAUUUCGGGAAUUGUCAAGAAUCUCAAGAAGGAAUUCGAAGCGAAAUCGGUGGGCAAGAAGUGUGACAGGAGCUCGCCCACUGAGGAAAGCAGUAAGGAGGAGUCUCGUAGUUUGCCCUCGUCUCCUGUCAGUGAUAAACAUCCACCUCGAGCAACAGCUGACGAUUUGUCAGUAAGGAAACUAGUGGGCAAAUACGAGGAUCGUCCUAGGUUAAGUUGUUCGGAGAGUGAGAAGCGCAUCUCACAGCCCCCCGUCCCUUUGAGGAAAUCGAGUCUCGAUGUGCAAUCGCACCCCCCCAAACCGCCCUACAUCAACCCCAUCGUUCACACGUUCACCAACCUGGCGCCCGUUAAGAGUAGCAAUUUUCCGCUCAAAAAUUCGCUUCUUCUGACGCACAACUUGAAGAACUCGGCCGGACGACCACCAACCUCCAACCACCCUACGCCCAGUGUGGUGGCUGCCAGUGUGGUCGCCAAGGCGCAGAGCAAGAAGCAGCAGGGCAAGAGCCACCCCCUGGCUAGGCUCCCCAUCAACAAGCGCCACAACAACCCUGUCUACAACACCAUGUGAACUACUAUUAUUAAACACAUCUGUUAUACAGGUGACUGCCGAUCUGAUAUUGUAUCCUUGUAAAUUGACUUGUAUUAGUACUAUACCUGCCCUUCCCCAUGUUGAUAAUAAUACGUACAAAAUCAAUCAAUUUGAAAAGAAUUGAAAACGUGUAACAACAGACUGCUUAAUGUUAUUAUUGUUGAUAAUGAUGACUAUUUUCCCACCCCUUACACAACAUACAUCCGUUCUAAUAAAUUAUUACAAUUAUCGCUGUUAUUAAAUAGAAAAUAUUUAUUACCUGCAAAAUCUAGACACUGUGUUAAAUACUGAAGAGAAAAGCAUAUUAUGAAAACUUUUUAUUCCUGAAAAAAUAAUGAACCGAUAACAAUAAUUUUGAAGAUAUGGUACUAAAUGUUUAGUCCGCCUUUAAAGCGUUUUCAUAUUUGUAUUUGCUUUGUAUAGUGUUAUAGUAUUUAUAAAUGAUUUUGUAAAGUGUAUGUCGUGUAAAUGUUUUGUUUACAGCGAAAGUCAAACGAAUAAACUAAAUUGUAUUUUAUUUCAAAUUUUA
Molecule: messenger RNA, 5301 nt
Organism: Nilaparvata lugens (brown planthopper)
Lineage: Eukaryota; Metazoa; Arthropoda; Insecta; Hemiptera; Delphacidae
Gene: ssh
Product: protein phosphatase Slingshot
Exons: 11
Coding region: 1236-4751 (1171 amino acids)
Biological process (GO): actin cytoskeleton organization; protein dephosphorylation; negative regulation of actin filament polymerization
Cellular component (GO): cytoplasm
Molecular function (GO): actin binding; protein tyrosine/serine/threonine phosphatase activity
Source: RefSeq, a predicted model, not a curated record